UUGAUGACACCUUGUACAAAAAUAUAAAUGUGCCGCUGUGGCGCUAUUACACAAGGUUGAAGGUAUGACCACAGAAUACGAUAAUAACAACAUUGCGCCGCCGCGAUUAAUAAAGAUUUUUUUUACCAUCAAUGGUCGAUGGUUAAUAACAACAAUAAUAUUAUAUUAUAAUCCUGGACGGUACUAUUUCGAAUAAUUCGGCGGAGAGUGGCAACCGGCCUUCGUCUUUUGGUUCUUCCAUGAGAUUGUCCGGUUUACGUCACACCUGCAGCAGGUUGAUUUGCCGUGAUCUCCAGCAGUGUUUACAUUCCUCCGGAGCCGUAACCGGAUCGCCAUUGCCGCCGCCUCGCCACCGGCAACCUGCUAUCAAGCUUGUACGCCCGACCCAACGUCGUCUUGACGUCGUGUCCCGACCGACUCUCGGACAACCGACAGAGUAGAUACGCAAUACCAGUUGUACGCCAGUGCGCACUAACCGAGUUGUUGUUCGAAUUCUUACUUCUUAGUUGUUGUUGUCGUCAUACCGUUAACGGCUCGUCCACUGUCCGCAGUACGCACGCUAAACCUGUGUGAAUCUGUAAAAAGGAGGUGGUAACGUUUUAUUUUUUUUUAUUAUUAUUAUUAUUCCUCCCGUCAAUUGUCGAAAACACGGUAAAAUCGUAAGUCGUGUUAUUGCACUGUUCGGAUAGUCGUCGAGAUCAAAACGGACAGUAAAUAAACAAACCAAUCGCGGGCGGUCAUCUUAUUUAUUUAAAAGUAAGUCUCGUAUAAUUUCAGUCGAACGCAAGUAAACAAUUUGCAGAUAUCCGCCGACAACAAUAUUAUGACGGAUUUCGCCCCGUCCGAAAAGCGCAACAGAAAAUUAAUGAGUGGACGAACACAACUAUGAGUGAUGAGGGAAGAAGAUUUAGAAAUAGCGUUAAAGGUGGUGAUCGUGGGAAAUGGCGCAGUCGGAAAAUCGAGUAUGAUUCAACGUUACUGCAGAGGAACAUUUACUCGAGAUUAUAAAAAAACAAUUGGAGUAGACUUUUUGGAAAGACAAAUAGAAUGCAAUGGGGAAGACGUGAGAUUAAUGUUAUGGGAUACAGCAGGCCAAGAAGAAUUUGAUGCCAUUACCAAAGCAUAUUACAGAGGAGCUCAAGCUUGUGUGUUGGCAUUUUCCACAACAGACAGAGAUUCUUUUGAAGCGAUUCACUCAUGGAAAAUCAAGGUGGAAGAUGAAUGUGGAAAGAUACCAACAGUUAUUGUUCAAAAUAAGGUUGAUUUGAUAGAACGCAGCCAAGUCAAUCCACAAGAAGUUGAUAUUCUUGCCCGGUCGUUAGGUUGCAAGCUAAUAUGUACAUCAGUAAAAGACGACGUCAAUGUCAAUAAUGUAUUCAGGUAUUUGGCUACGCGAUGUUUGAAGGAAAUACAAAAAGAAGAACAGGAAUAUAUGUCAGGAAAUGGAUUACAUCAAACAUAUACAAUAGGUUCAUUUGGUGCAGUUCCAUACCACAACAGAAAUUCUUCAACCACAAUAAAAUUGAGAUCAGGAAAAAUAAGACAAAAGAAAAAAAAUAUCUUUAAGAACUCUUGUGUCAUACCAUAGUAGUUUAAACUUUAAAUAAUAACUUUUCAAGUAUAAAAAUGUUUAAUGUGUAAUUAAUAAUAUAUGAAACAAUAUAGCAAUAUUGAAAAACAA
Molecule: messenger RNA, 1681 nt
Organism: Aphis gossypii (cotton aphid)
Lineage: Eukaryota; Metazoa; Arthropoda; Insecta; Hemiptera; Aphididae
Gene: Rab23
Product: ras-related protein Rab-23
Exons: 7
Coding region: 893-1588 (231 amino acids)
Molecular function (GO): GTP binding; GTPase activity
Source: RefSeq, a predicted model, not a curated record